Molecule: messenger RNA, 2109 nt
Organism: Orycteropus afer afer
Lineage: Eukaryota; Metazoa; Chordata; Mammalia; Tubulidentata; Orycteropodidae
Source: RefSeq, a predicted model, not a curated record
AACUUUUUAUUGUGGUUUGUCCGUUCGGAGCGCUCCGCAGAACAGUCCUCCCUGUAAGAGCCUAACCAUUGCCAGCGAAACCUGCGCUGGGCGCUCCCUUCAUUACUAGUAUUUUUUUUUUUAAUUAAUCUGAUUAAUAAUUAUUUUCUCCCCCCCCCCAUUUAAUUUUUUUCCUCCCAGGUGGAGUUGCCGGAAGCCGGGGGCAUCUAGGGAGGAUGGGGGUGGAGGGGAGAGGCAGGAGUUGAGGGCACCUCUCUCUCCCUUCCCGACCCCCUAGCCCCCCAAGGGGCAGGAGGAUUGCGGGAACAGGAGUUGAGAUAGGGAGCUGAAAUGCCUCCGCCCCUCCCUUCUCUCAGGCUCUCCCUCCUCCUGCCCUCUUCUUGCAACUCUCCUUAAUUUUCUUUGGCUUUUUGAUGACUGGGACGAUCCUUUUUUUCAUUUUUAAAUUUAUAUAAAGUAUGUGUGUGUGUGGAGCUGAGACAGGCUCGGCAGCGGCACAGAAUGAGGGAAGACGAGAAAGAGAGAGUGGGCGAGAGAGAGAGAGAGGCAGAGAGAGAGGGAGAGGGAGAAUGACAGCAGCGCCCGGACGUCCUCCCCAACGUCGCCCUCAAUUCCACCGCCUAUGAUCCAGUGAGGCAUUUCUCGACCUAUGGAGCAGCCGUUGCCCAGAACCGGAUCUACUCGACUCCCUUUUAUUCGCCACAGGAGAAUGUCGUGUUCAGUUCCAGCCGGGGGCCGUAUGACUAUGGAUCUAAUUCCUUUUACCAGGAGAAAGACAUGCUCUCAAACUGCAGACAAAACAACUUAGGACAUAACACACAGACCUCAAUCGCUCAGGAUUUUAGUUCUGAGCAGGGCAGGACUGCGCCCCAGGACCAGAAAGCCAGUAUCCAGAUUUACCCCUGGAUGCAGCGAAUGAAUUCGCACAGUGGGGUCGGCUACGGGGCGGACCGGAGGCGCGGCCGCCAGAUCUACUCGCGGUACCAGACCCUGGAACUGGAGAAGGAAUUUCACUUCAACCGCUACCUAACGCGGCGCCGACGCAUCGAGAUCGCUAAUGCGCUCUGCCUGACCGAGCGACAGAUCAAAAUCUGGUUCCAGAACCGCCGGAUGAAGUGGAAAAAGGAAUCUAAUCUCACGUCCACGCUCUCGGGGGGCGGCGGAGGGGCCGCGGCCGACAGCCUGGGCGGAAAAGAGGAAAAGCGGGAAGAGACAGAAGAGGAGAAGCAGAAAGAGUGACCAGAACUGUCCCUGCCACCCCUCUCCGUCCUCCUCCCUCGCUCCCCCCAACUCCCUCCUUAUCACACACUCGGUAUUUAUCACUGGCACAAUUGAUGUGUUUUGACUCCGUAAAACAAAAAUAGGGAGUUAAAUGUGGACCUGAAAGUCAGCUCUGGACCCCCUCCCUCACCGCACAAACUCCCUUUCGCCCCACACCUCCUACUUGCUCCUUCGCUCGCUCGUUCUCGCUAAUCUGCAGACCCCUUCCCCCGCCCAGGCCUUGGGGGCUCGAUUCCUGAACUUCGCUUCAGACUCUCCACACUUCCUUCCAAACCAGGACUUGGCCCCCCACCCACCCUCCCGGCGCCUCCCCAGCCCCCGCCCCCGCGCAGAGAGCCGGCUCCGGGACCCGGGGCCUCUGCUCCGUGGCCUCAGGGCGCGGCCUGGCAGCUCCGGAGGGCUGGAGGCCCUUGGAGGGCGUGCCUGGGCCUCACAGCCAUCCCCAGGGCCUCCCUGCAGCCCCUACCCGGCCCCUCUGCCCCUCUGCCCCAGCAAAUGCCCAGCCCAGGCGAAUUGUAUUUAAAGAAUCCUGGGGGUCAUUAUGGCAUAUUACAAACUGUGACCGUUUCUGUGUGAAUAUUUUUAGCUGUAUUUGUGGUCUCUGUAUUUAUAUUUAUGUUUAGCACCGUCAGUGUUUCAAUCCCAUCUUAAAAAGAAAAAGAGGGAAAAUUAUAAAAAGAGGGGAAAAAAAGUGAAUGACGUUUGUUUAGCCAGUAGGAGAAGAAGAAGAAGAAAAAAAUAUAUCCUCGUGUUACCCUCCUGUAUAAAUCCGACCUCUGGAUCCGUUCUCGAAUAUUUAAUAAAACCGAUAUUAUUUUUAAAAGUUUA